AUGGGUGGGGAGAUAGAAAUAUCUUUAGAAGAGACCAAUAAACUAAGGGCCCAGAUUGGAUUGCCUCCGAUCCCAUCUCCAGGAGAAGGAAACAAAGAACAACGCCAAACGAACAAAGAGAAUGAUAAUUUGGAACCACUAAAUAGCCAUCUCGCGACAUCCAGACCCUUACAUGUAGCUGAAAGGCUUAAACACUCUUCAGAGACUAAUCUGCUUGCAUCUUCAGGUCAAAAUGAAAAGAAGAGUGAUGAUAUAAGCCUCAGACUUCAAGAAGCAAAGGUCAAAUCCAUCAAGAGAAGAAAGCGUACUUCUGAAGUGCCGUUAGAUUUUCAUGAUAAAGAAGUAAAAGAUUACGAUGAAUGGUUGAAUGAUAUUGGGAAACUACAUAAUGAUCAUAAUGUACUGAAUAGUAACCAAUCGAGGACGAAAACGGAGAAUAGAGAUGAGCGUAACCGUCAAGUAUAUAGUGGUGCCGAAGAAAUCCUUACAUUGAAAGAUCAGGGGAUCUUGGAUGAAUCAGAUGAUCAACUCAACGGACACGAGAAUUUCAAGAAAAAAGAAGAGUUAGGGACUAAUAUCGAUAGUAUGAUAAAUAUGGAAAGUUAUAGUGCCAUGAACAACGAUUUAAUUCGAACUAGUGAUGAUACUUCUGAAGAGAAAAAAAAUGAAAGCAUAAGGGUUGAUGAGAAUCCAACCCUGAAAAAGACGAGUGGUUUCUUUGAUGGGGUUGAGGAAAUAGACCCUAUGAGUAUUGACGUUGCCCAACAAAAGAGAGCUCCGGUGAAGAUGAAAAAAUUGAAAAAGAAAUCCCAUAAAAAGAGGCUUCAAUUUGAAACUUCUGAUAUGGAGCUUCAAAAUGUUGAUCUAGAGAAGUUUGAUGAUCCCUUGGAUGAUAACGAGUUGGAGUCAGUACUUUCCGCAAGACGACGAGUAAAUCAUAAAAAACGUAAAAAUUUAACUCCAGAGGAAAUCGCAAGUGAAAUUCGACUGUCACGCAACUGGAACUUACAGAAUGACUUGGAUUCUCUGUCUUACGGAAAGAAUGAGAGGAGCCUUGUUUACGAUCAAACGGAUGAUUUUUUAGAGUCUUUGAAUUUUAAUCCCGUUGCUAGUGGCAAACAAGAUGGCAUCAUAAAGAAACAAGAAGACAAUACCUUGAAUCUUAAGAAAGAAGAUGAUGAUCGCAUUAAUCCGUCUGUAGAAGAAACUGAAGCAUCUCUGGAACCUAAUUUCUCGGGUCUUGGUUCCACGUUGAGUUUUCUACGGUCUCGAAACAUAAUAAAAGAGCCAGACACUCAACUGCUCCAUGAUAAGGAAAUAAGAGUUGCUAAAAGGUCAUCCGAGUUACUAAAAAUUAAAAUUGGAAUAGAAGAAAGGUUGCUCAAAGAGGAGUUAGGAGAUGAUAAGCAGUAUAUGAAAUUGUCCAAGGAUGAACGAGAAAAAAUCUUUAACAGACUUCUUGACGACCGACUUGAAGAAAAGGGUUUGCUAGAGGUACCUCAUCGUACCAAAGGAAAGAAGGAUCUCAAUUCUCUGUUAAGCUCGUAUAAUCCUCUGGUGCAACUAUCGUAUAAGGACGACUCGGGCAAAGAUUUGGGCCAGAAACAAGCUUUUAAGUACUUAUCUCAUAAGUUUCAUGGGUUUGACAGCUCCAAAAAGUCGGACAAAGAUACUAAAGAAAGAGAAGGACAGAAAACCUCAUUAGGACCUUCGAUUUUAUAG
Messenger RNA from Priceomyces carsonii, 1722 nucleotides. RefSeq names its product U4/U6-U5 snRNP complex subunit. Bases 1 to 1722 code for a protein of 573 amino acids. Gene Ontology annotation, biological process: maturation of 5S rRNA; mRNA cis splicing, via spliceosome. Gene Ontology annotation, cellular component: U4/U6 x U5 tri-snRNP complex. The record is from RefSeq and is a predicted model, not a curated record. The transcript has a single exon. NCBI's taxonomy places the organism in Eukaryota, Fungi, Ascomycota, Pichiomycetes, Serinales, Debaryomycetaceae.